Messenger RNA from Moneuplotes crassus, 2315 nucleotides. The record is from the annotation of a GenBank genome assembly. NCBI's taxonomy places the organism in Eukaryota, Ciliophora, Spirotrichea, Euplotida, Euplotidae.
GGGUAAUUGAUCUUUUUCUAUUUUAAUCCUCGACCUAGCAAUGCUAUGAAGCAACAACUAUUCAGCUGCAAGAAGCAUCCUGAUAGAGAAAUUGAAUACUUUUGCAGAGGCUGCGGAGAGAUUGUGUGCUCUAAAUGUAUCUUUAUCACUCACAACGGGCACAACCUAUGCCAGAUGGAGGAUGCAACUGCCAUCCUUUCCAAAGGUCUUGAUAGAAUAGAUGAAAAGAAUAAGGCUGCUUCUCAUAUCAACUCUGUAAUGGCAAAAGAGGUUGAAUCUCUAUUAGUCCAAAUCAAUGCUAUGAAAGAUAAACAACUUUCUAAUAUUGAAGUUGGUUUCCAAACUCUUAUGAAGGCACUCCAGGACAAGAGAGUUGAUCUCACAGAAAAACUCACGAGGAAAUAUGAUAAUGAGAUUAAAGAAAUGAAGAGAAUAGAAGAGCCUUUACUUCUUCAGCAAAAGCAGCUUUACAUGAUUCAUCAAACUCAUCAUGAAUAUGUUGAGUUGAUAUAAAAACUACCCAUGAUGUACCUGUACUAGAGAGGUAUUAUGAGAUCAACAACUUUACUCAAGAGUCUAACAUGAAGGUAGACUCUAUUUCGAACGACCAGUCUUUAAAUAAAAAUAAAUUUUCUAUUAAUCCUGAUCUGCGGCCACUCAGCAUGAAUGUUGAUAAGGCCUUGGAAGCUAUUUCAAAAUUAGAGUUUGACAAACCCAAAGAAGACAGGAUUUUCUCUUCUAACCAAAUGCCAUCACAGGCUAGGAGCAACCACCAGGACUUUCCUAAUGCUGAAGAGAUAAGCAAAGGUCUUCCUCCUCUUGAUAGCUCUAAGCAUCGGAGAUCAUUAGCAAGUCUUGAUAAACUUCCAGGUGAAUAUCAGCAAAAUUUUACCAAAACUUCUUCAGUAGCCGCCCCGAUAGAUUCAGGCAGUCGGAGGAAUAUUCUUGAGAGGGAAGCGUCUCUAAAGAGACAAGCUGAUACACCUGCUUUUGACUCAGAUCCUCAGCCUAGUCUAGUAAGAAAUAGAAUUCAAGAGAUAAAGCAAAAUAGGGAUAUGGAUCCUUUCAAACAGCAACCGAUUCGAGUGAACUUGGGAAAGCCAAAAAGUGAAGACAUGCGAAAUAAAGAUAUUGCUCAUGAAAUUGCUAACCCAGUAGCAGUAGAAGAGCACAAGCAGGAUCUAAACGGGAUGUAUAAUUCGAACAUGGCUAUUGCAAAUACUAUGCAGAAGGAUGAACCUUCAGUUCAUCGAGCUCCUCACGAAUCUAGAAAUCUCCACUCAAAUGCUUUGCAAAGUACAGGAACUGUUCAUAAGCAGAAACAUUCUCCUGUGAAUAUCUACUGUAUAGGAGAAUGCCCCUUCCAGCUUGAGUACGAUAUCUCCAAUGAUAAUUGGAACAUCAGGAAAUAUUACAACGAUAGCGAAGAAGAGACAGCCAAAGAUCUCAAUGUUAAAGGGAAUCUAAAAUACCUCAGUAUUUGAAGUGUGGGCAAAACAGGAGACUAUUUACUCGCUGGAGGAUGAAAUGUCACCACAAAUAAAGCAAGCAACGAGUGAUUUGCUUUUAGACUUUCAAAUACUAGAAAUUUUACAAAAAGAGCCAGUAUGAAUUCGCCUAGAUAUGGCCACUGUUCCAUCUUCUGUAAUGGAUAUGUGUUUGCUAUUGGUGGCUUUGCCAUGGAUGAUAGCAUUGAUAUUGAGCCAAUUACACUUGCAUCAUGAGAAAAGUAUCAUUACAAAGAAGACAUAUGGAGUGAAGCUGCUUCUCUGAAUACUUCUAGAGCAUACGCAGGAGUAGUUUCCUUUAAAAAUCCUUCUAACCAUAAUGGAUCAACAAGCGAGUUAUGCAAUACUAACCAGUUUAUUUAUAUCUUUGGAGGAUUAAGUGAUUUCCAGGCUCUUGACUCUAUUGAGAAAUAUGAUUGACUAUUAGACUUUUGGGCAAACAUAAAGAUAAAAUUACCUCUCAGAUUAGCCAAAAUUGGGGUAUCCAGACUUUGAGAAAAGAGUAUUAUUAUCUGAGGAGGUAUUUACAGCAAUGAAGAUGGAGAAUUUAGCUAUAUUAACAACACUUAUAAGCUUGAUUUUACAAUGGAUAAAUGGCUUAAGCUGCCAAAUAUGAAUGAAUCUAGAGUUCUUUACUCAGUCAUGCCUCGUACAGAAGAUAGAAUUUAUGCGAUUGGAGGUUCCUUUGAAGGUAAAUGUGAGUACUUCGAUAUAAACACUCAAAAAUGGAUUGCCAUUAGUGGAUAUCAUGAGUACCUCUCUGAUAAUGACAUUCAGACUUUUGCAUUAAUAAAUUCUUAUAACUAA